AUGAAGACCUCUACUUCCUUCGCCGUCGUCGCCUCCGUGGCCCUUCCCGCCGUUCUCGCCGGCAGCUCUGGCUCUGCCUCAGUCACCCCUCACGAGAGCUACUCGUCGUCGGUUGGCGUCUUGGGUUGCAAGAUCAACACCAACCGCGUCGCCUACUGGCCUGCUUCCAUCGACUGCGACAACAUCUGCGUCAAGCUCAGCUAUGGGGGCCGCUCCGUCCACCUCCUCCGCAUCGACCAGUCCGAGGGCGCCUAUGAUGUCAGCUACGAUGCCUGGAACUACCUUUCCACUGGCAACUCUGCUUCCGAGGACCCUACCACUGGCGGCCCUGUCGCCAUGGACUACGACGCUUCCAACAGCAUGAACUACGUCGCUAGCUGCCUCGACCAACCCAGCAGCUGGGUCGCCAAGAACUACGAGCUCUACAAUGUGCUCGACCCCGUCUGCGCCUGGGGCUGCGACGAGAAGUGCACUCUUGACUGGCCUAGCAAGAACCAGGCCGACUGCCCCAGCGGCCUCGGUACCGCCAAGAUUCUCACCGAUGCCCCCGUCUACAACAUCCAGUACGGCAGCGGUAAGACCAUCCUCGCCUCUUCGGGCGAGGUCGUCAGCAACGCUGCCGCCGCCAGCUCUGGUUCCUCUUCCAACUACGCCUCGGGCGGCGUCACCAUCAGCCUUCCUGGCGGUUCCAAGUCCAACUCGGAGAACGCUGAGCCUGAGGCCGCGCCCGAGCCUGCGGAGAGCUCCGCCCCUGCCCCCGCCGAGUCCUCGGCUGCCGCAGACGAGGCCGUUGAAUCCGACACUCCUUCUGGCUCCACCUCGGGCCCUGCUUCCUCUUCUUCCGCCGCUGCUUCAUCUGAUGUCGCCUCCAGCACCACUUCCGGCUCUUCUCCUUCCGGCACGGGCGUCGCCGUCCCCUCUAGCUCGGGCAACGGGUCUGAGUUCACCAUCCCUUUCGCGCUCCUCUUGCCCAUCCUCACCGCUGCUCUGCUCGGAUAA
Messenger RNA from Parascedosporium putredinis, 999 nucleotides. The record is from the annotation of a GenBank genome assembly. Lineage: Eukaryota; Fungi; Ascomycota; Sordariomycetes; Microascales; Microascaceae.